This is a messenger RNA of Poecilia reticulata (guppy), 3356 nucleotides long. RefSeq names its product dual specificity protein phosphatase CDC14AB-like. Gene Ontology annotation, biological process: protein dephosphorylation. Lineage: Eukaryota; Metazoa; Chordata; Actinopteri; Cyprinodontiformes; Poeciliidae. The record is from RefSeq and is a predicted model, not a curated record.
UUAGUGACGCACAACUGUAGAAACAAUGUUAUGAAAGAAUUAAUAUCAGCUAUUACAUAAAGGAAAAGGGAUUACUGCAAAGGCAUGCUUAAACUGUUCACCUACCCUGCCCUGCUAGGCUCUGGGAACUUGCAUGUCAGUGUGUGUGAAUGUGUGUGUGAUGUGUGAGUGUGUGUGUCCAAGCAGUGCAGAUUAGCAGAGAGAUUAGCGUUCUCUCAGUGUGUGGACGGCUUGAUGGAAUGUUCUGGAAAGCCUUUCAGCUGCAGGAAACUGGAGAGAAGACAGAAUCCUGAAGUUCUGACUUUCGUCAUUUGAGCUGAACAGAAGGAACCAAACUAAAACCAACUUCAGGAGUUGCUACAGUCAGUAGUGUCAGUGCUGGAUCCAGGCAGAGAUAACGCAGUGGGAUAACGGAUCAUGCUCCUCCCCUGUGGACGCCCAGGCGUUUGGCCACAUCACAAGUGGUAUCAUAUCAGCUAAAUCAAACCCAGAAAUAAUCUGUUUUAUUUUACAGUGAAACAGAGGCUUGGUCAGACUCCACUGAAAGCAACACUUCAACCUCACUGAUCAAAUGGCAGAGGAAUACGAACAGGCAGAAUUUAUCAAAGAUCGGCUGUACUUUGCUACUCUUCGUGUCAAACCAAAGAACACUGCUAACACACACUUCUUCAGCACUGAUGAAGAGUUCAUCUAUGAAAGUUUCUAUGCAGACUUUGGGCCCCUGAAUCUCGCAAUGCUCUACAAAUACUGCUGUAAACUCAACAAGAAGCUCAAGUCCUUCACAAUGUCUAGAAAGAAACUGGUUCACUUCACCAGCUAUGACCAAAAGAAGAGAGCCAACGCUGCUUUCCUCAUUGCUGCCUACUCUGUUAUCUAUUUGAAAAGGAGUCCAGAUGAAGCCUACAGAACUCUGAUCUCAGGAAAUAAUACUCCCUACCUGCCAUUCAGGGACGCGGCGGUGGCAGACAGCACCUUCCACCUCGCUGUCCUGGACUGCUUACAGGGAGUACAUAAGGCAUUGCAGCACUGCUUUCUGGAUUUUGAAACUUUUAGUUUUGAGGAAUAUGAACACUACGAGCGAGUUGAAAAUGGAGACAUGAACUGGAUCAUCCCAGGAAAAAUUCUGGCUUUCAGCAGCCCUCAUGCUCGAAACAGGGUGGAGAACGGUUAUCCUCUCCAUGGACCUGAGGCGUACUUUGAAUUCUUCAGCCAAAACAACGUGACUGAUGUGGUCCGCCUGAACAAGAAAUUGUAUGAGAGCCGACGGUUUGAGGAUGCAGGAUUUGAACACCAUGAUUUCUUCUUCAUGGACGGCUCAACACCCUCGGACCUGAUCGUUAGGCGCUUCCUGCAUGUGUGUGAGAGCGCAGAGGGAGCUGUGGCUGUGCACUGUAAAGCUGGUUUGGGCCGUACAGGCACCCUGAUCGCCUGCUAUCUGAUGAAGCACUUCAGGUUCACAGCAGCUGAGGCUAUUGCUUGGAUCAGGAUCUGCCGACCCGGGUCAAUCAUUGGUCCCCAGCAGAACUUCUUAGAAGAGAAACAGCACAGCUUGUGGGUUCAGGGAGACGUGCAUCGCUCCAAACAGAAGCUUGCCCAGCAGAGGUUCAAUCGACAGCAGCAGUACCAUCUGCCUGGUUCUGACCCGGUACCGCUGGGCAAACAAGAAGCAAUGCCUCAUCUGGUUACAAGCAUGAAUGAUCUGUCAAUCAAAACCACUCUGUGCAAAUCCCACAGUUUGGAUGAAAGCAACUGUAAGGAAACCAGUCUGACCCAGGGAGACAAUCUGAGAGCAGUGAAGGGAAAACGGACACCAAGAUCAGCUUCCUCCUCUUCCAGGUCAAAUACGUCAAAGGCGUCCCACUGUUCCAUCCUCCCUCCCCCCAAGUCACCUAAAAUCAGCCUAUUCCUUCCUCCAUCCUCUUCUAAGAAGCUUAGAAGAAGCUCUUCCACUGUCACACAGAUCAAGAGCCCUUUCAGCCUCAGUCUAAUCAGCACCAGGCCUGCACUGAUUCACUGAACUCAGCUGGGAGAACAAGGUUACGGAUCUGACAGUGAGCAGAUCGCAAAAAUGGAUCAGCCCGAGGCUGGGAAGGCCUGAAACAUUGUGUUCAUGAAGCUGUUGAACUGUGCUUCAUUGAUUUGAUGAACAAAUCAACUGUUCAUGAUAUUUUCCCUUUAUCACGCAUGAACAACCCGUGGCGGUUGUCUGUGACGCAGACAGGGCUUGUCUGAAUAUUAACCUAGCAACUUUUGAACUGCUGAUGUCGAAAACAGACCUUUUAGAGAUGAACUGACAGAAGUUUUCAAGUGAGGCACAAAGAACAUGUUUUGUGGCACAAACACAAUACCUUGAAGACACCGCUCUGUACGGUGCUGUCAUCCAGACUUUGACUACACCCAUGGUCGUCUGCUAGAGGCAAACCAGCUGAAUGUUACCACAAUGCUGCCACCUGCUGGACAAAGACAGUGACCGAUGUUCUGCUGGGAACCUUUUGUUUCUUUUAGGCUUAUUUUUGAUGGUGAUUUUUCUUUUUUAUGUAGGAUGAUGCUAAAACACUUGUUAGAAUGUCUCAUUGAGAAAACAGUGGAGAAAAUAGCAAAAGUAAUAAUCCCAACAAUAUAGACAGUUUUGUUUCUUUAACCAUUAAUUGGAAUUUAUUUUGGCAACAAUAAAUCAAAAUCCUUAUAAGAAAUUUAUCACAAUAAAUACAAUAUGACAAUACGAUAAAUGCCCUCCUCUAACUGGAAGUAAAUCUAAUAUUUAAAAUUUAAAAACAUAUGGAGAAAAUAACUCUGUGUUGUAUCCUGUACUGUGAUGACCAAUUUAAUUAAAAUUAACAGGCUUAGAGUAUAAUGAUAAAUUCAUAUGGAUUUGCUUUCAAUGUUAAAAAAAAAUACAAUGAAGAAACAUAAAACAACUUUAUUAUUUGAGGCUUCAUAUAAAUGAAACAUGUUAGUUCAGAACAUACAACAUGAAUUGACAUCAAACAUUAAGUAACAUGACACUCCUGAUUAGAAGAAACACACAUUUUAUUCAACGAAACAAAACACCAAUACUUUCCAUCAUCAUAAAUGUCUGGGGGGAUUUUUACCCCAAAACAUUUUUAAGUAUUUAAUGAAUUCUUUUUUUUGUUUGUUGCUAAUCUCUAAUCUUGUUAUGCAAAUGAUAUUUUUAUUUCAGAACUGUUACGAUGAUGGCGAGCUUGAUCAGAGGUCAAUGACCUUUGAUGGAGUUUACAGAACGUAUUAUUUAAACAGUAGUUUUUCUCUUAAAUGAUCUUCUUCAUGUAUGCUUUGUUUCUUACAGUUGCAGAGUUUUGAUCCUUAAAUGAAGAAUAAAGGCUGACAUAAUGUGA